Messenger RNA from Penicillium daleae, 315 nucleotides. Its product is annotated as signal peptidase complex subunit 1. NCBI's taxonomy places the organism in Eukaryota, Fungi, Ascomycota, Eurotiomycetes, Eurotiales, Aspergillaceae. The record is from RefSeq and is a predicted model, not a curated record. Gene Ontology annotation, biological process: protein targeting to ER. The transcript has 3 exons. The coding region runs from base 1 to 315 and encodes 104 amino acids. Gene Ontology annotation, cellular component: signal peptidase complex; endoplasmic reticulum membrane.
AUGGAUAACAUCCUCGCUCCAUUGCAAGAUGCCUUUGAAGGCCAGAUUGACUUCCACGGCCAACGUCUAGCCGAACUCCUCAGCACAGUCCUCCUCAUAAUCUCCGGCGCCCUUUCUUUCUUCAUCGGCUACAUCUACAAGGACAUCCAUCUCACGCUAUGGACCGGACUGGGCGGUACACUGUUCACGGCCUUGGUGGUCGUCCCGCCGUGGCCGUUUUAUAAUCAACAUCCGGAGACGUGGUUUGGGAGUAAGAGUAAAGGCGGGAAGAUUGGGGGUGUGGGGGUUGUUGUUGAUGGGGUGAAGGUUGCGUGA